ACAAAACAUGAAAUUCACCAAUUAAGGGUUCCGCCGCGGAGACACGUGAAGGUCGGUGAGUUGGUGCGGAGUUUGUCUCGGCACGCGUGGCCGCGCUGGGAUGGCGUCCUCCUCGUCUUCCUCCGCAGCGGGUUUGGGCUCGGUCGACCCGCAGCUGCAGCAUUUCAUCGAGGUAGAGACUCAGAAGCAGCGCUUCCAGCAGCUGGUGCACCAGAUGACGGAACUUUGUUGGGAAAAGUGCAUGGACAAGCCUGGGCCAAAGUUGGACAGUCGGGCUGAGGCCUGUUUUGUGAACUGCGUUGAGCGCUUCAUUGAUACAAGCCAAUUCAUCUUGAAUCGACUGGAACAGACCCAGAAAUCCAAGCCAGUCUUCUCAGAAAGCCUUUCUGACUGACCUGAGUAUUACCUCUCUGGAAAAGGAAGGUAGUUCAAGAAAUGAAGAGCAGUUGAUGGGAUGGUUGAAGAAAAGGCUGUGGGGGGAUCGGCUCCCACCUUUGUCACUCUUGGGACAUCCUGUCAUCUGAGAAUGAACAAAGACCAAUUUUUGUGU
Messenger RNA from Balaenoptera acutorostrata (minke whale), 550 nucleotides. Its product is annotated as mitochondrial import inner membrane translocase subunit Tim8 A-like. The transcript has a single exon. The coding region runs from base 101 to 394 and encodes 97 amino acids. The record is from RefSeq and is a predicted model, not a curated record. Lineage: Eukaryota; Metazoa; Chordata; Mammalia; Artiodactyla; Balaenopteridae.